This is a messenger RNA of Phytomonas sp. EM1, 1111 nucleotides long. NCBI's taxonomy places the organism in Eukaryota, Euglenozoa, Kinetoplastea, Trypanosomatida, Trypanosomatidae. The record is from the annotation of a GenBank genome assembly.
UCUCUAAUUUGUUUUCAUUUUCUUCUUUCAGAAGCUUCAUACUACACUUACUAUUACCUGUUUUAAGACGCCUAAUGGACAACAAAUUUGACCCGAUGCUUCGUGAGCAGAGCUUUUCGCCUGGCUCCUCGGCACUGCAGGAAGAAGGUGGAACUGUCGAAUCUGGUGCCUGGGAUGUCUCUCAAAGCGCUAACUUCUCAACUGGAAGUCCUUCAGUGUCGCUACCUGCAGCGGCAGGUUCUUUAGAUGCUUCUAAGGUACCAGCUGAUGCACAAUCAAAGUUGGAUGACAUUUGGGGAUCCGCAGGCCCUACAACCGAGGCCCAGAAGCCACCAUCAGCUGAUCUUCAAAGUGCCACCAACACGGUCCGCCUCACCACGCCACUGACAAAAGAUGCAGGGAAACAGACUAUCAACCCUCUUUUAAAGGCUUUGCAAGAACAGAUUGCCAAACGCACGGCGGCAAUUGAUGCGGCAACAAAGGAGAAGCAGGCAAAGAUCCUUGCAGCCUCGAAAGAGUACAUAGAACAGCAGAAGUCAAAGCGUGAGAAGCAGAUCUCAGGAGCCAAGGAGUUGCAUAAAAAAAUUCAAGAUAACGAUGGUAAAAAGCUUGAACAAUUUCAAAAGAGUGGAGCGGUUUGGAAUGCGGUCGGGAUGAUUGUUGACCUUCAGAAGCCGAAUCCUUACUCAAAGAACACAGAGCGCAUGCGUUCCAUUUUAUCAACGCUUAAUCGACCUGAUGCAGUUGCUUCGAAAUAGAAUGAGGUUAAAAUUUAGAGGGUCAAUUUGACAUCUUUACCAAUAAUGAUUUUUUUUCCAUUAGUCCGUCUUUCCUUCACCCUUCCAGGAUGAAGAUGUCUAGUUGUGGUUUGCGAUACCUUAAGUUUUCUUUGACGUCUUUCUUUUUUAUACAUCGGUUUAUGUCUUCAUUUGUUCCAAAAGUAGCAUUUUGUCACUUUUUAGGAAAAAAAUACUUCCAAUGUUAUUGCUAAAUUAGAUGCGAUUGUAUCAGAAAAUAUCAUUUAAUGGAGGGCGGUCCCUUUUGUGCAAAAAUCGUUGAGUGAUGCUUGAAUGCGAAAGUGGACCCAUUCCUUGAAAGUAAAACUUGAUUU